Molecule: messenger RNA, 408 nt
Organism: Procambarus clarkii (red swamp crayfish)
Lineage: Eukaryota; Metazoa; Arthropoda; Malacostraca; Decapoda; Cambaridae
Source: RefSeq, a predicted model, not a curated record
AUGAGUAUUGAGACAGGUAUUGUCUCCCCUGAUGCCAUGAGUAUUGAGACAGGUAUUGUCUCCCCUGAUGCCAUGAGUAUUGAGACAGGUAUUGUCUCCCCUGAUGCCAUGAGUAUUGAGACAGGUAUUGUCUCCCCUGGUGCCAUGAGUAUUGAGACAGGUAUUGUCUCCCCUGAUGCCAUGAGUAUUGAGACAGGUAUUGUCUCCCCUGAUGCCAUGAGUAUUGAGACAGGUAUUGUCUCCCCUGAUGCCAUGAGUAUUGAGACAGGUAUUGUCUCCCCUGAUGCCAUGAGUAUUGAGACAGGUAUUGUCUCCCCUGAUGCCAUGAGUAUUGAGACAGGUAUUGUCUCCCCUGAUGCCAUGAGUAUUGAGACAGGUAUUGUCUCCCCUGGUGCCAUGUAUCACUAA